Molecule: messenger RNA, 1017 nt
Organism: Salvia splendens (bonfire salvia)
Lineage: Eukaryota; Viridiplantae; Streptophyta; Magnoliopsida; Lamiales; Lamiaceae
Exons: 2
Coding region: 512-913 (133 amino acids)
Source: RefSeq, a predicted model, not a curated record
UGGGGCCCCAGUCAGUAAAUAAAUCGAGGCUUGCGUGGGUUGGUUGUUCCAAGCGGCGUCGUAUCGUAGUUCUUCACCCUUUUCCAAAAUCCAGCCGAUCCUCAUCUCAACACCGACCGCGCAUUGCAAUCCUAUCUUUUCCGUAUAAAUCCCCCUUUCUUUCUCUCCAUCAUCAUAAUCCAGAAUUCUCUACCAGUUUUCCUUUGGCUCCAUCGCUAAUAAUCUCAAAUUUUCUCUUCAUUGUGAAUGGUGGAAAUCCCCUCUUUGUCGUUAAUGGUCGUCCCUUCUUCAUCCAGAAGGGGGAUUUCUCUUUCUUUCUGCUUCGGAUCCUGCAAGGAGGGCUGGUAUUACCGCUGCCUCGGCGUCGACCCGUGAAUUCCUUGCUUUUGGUCCCCCCUCGCGAAAACAAUAACGAUUCGUUUUUGUGAAGGAUUUUCGUCUCUUCUCUUUUUCUCGGAUUCUCAUUCCUCCUUUUUUUCCCAUUGAAAUUGAAAAUAAAUAAAUAAAUAAAAUGUUGCUUCAGAAGCAGAAGAAGAACCAGGUGGCGAAGGGCAAUCGGUUUCUGAUCAGCGUGACGGUGCUGGGGAGCGCUGGGCCGAUCCGGUUCGUGGUUAGCGAGGAUGAGCUCGUUGGCACCGUGAUCGACACUGCUUUGAAAUCGUAUGCGCGUGAGGGCAGGCUCCCUGUGCUCGGAUCCAAUCUCGAUCAUUUCAUCCUCUACUGCCCAAUCUCCGGAACUGAAGCUUUGGUUCCGUGGGCGGCGAUUGGAUCAGCCGGCGUGAGAAACUUCGUGCUGUGCAAGAAGCCGCAGACGGAUGAUAUGAAGAGCGCGCCGCGGCGGAAGGCCGGCGGAGGUGGGAUUUGGAAGUCCUGGUUCACCAAAUGUCGAAGCCACAAGAUAUCUUCUCACUAGAAUGAGGAUUUGGAGUUUUUUUUUAAUUUAUUUGUUUUUUCAAAUCAAACAUGUCAAUAAUGUAAACACCUUGGAGGUCAUGAAUAAAGUUGUUUUCUUCGUUA